UCAAGAAUUGUGGAAGCAUGGUCGGGUGAAUAAAAGCGGUGUAAUUGAAAACAAAGAAACUCAGCAAGUUUGGGAGAAAUGUGUUCAAUUGUCACAAACGAAUUCAGAAGAGAUGAGUAAUGAUCACUCCAACAUUUUGAGUCAAGCUUUAUGUCUCCCAGAGUAUCCAGGUCGUGUUAGGGGAAUGGGAUUUGGAGUCGGUCAUAAAGAUUAUUUCCCGUCCAAAAAGCGUCAUACGCACCAUGAGCAUGAUAAAUUAACUGCCCAAUUGAAAGAUAUGUCAGAAAGAAUGACACGAAUGGAAAAGAUGAUUUCGCUUCGAAACAUUGACACACCAAAUACUAAUGAAGAAGUUAAUAUUAAUAGUGACCAAGGGAGUUGCACAUUGUCAUCAAUUAGUUUUCCCAAGAUAACUAACUUAUCUACAUUAAUUUCAUUAUUACUUUAAUUUGCUUACUUUAAAUUAUGUUUUAUUGUAGGGGGUCUCAAGUUGUAAAUUGUUUACAUUAUCACCAUCAAUUUGCUUGGUUGCUCAUGGAAAAUUGCAUAAUUUUAAGGAUGAUACACUACAUGGUAGACCUUUACCUAAGGGUCAUGUCAAAGUUAGUAUUGAUAUUGCUUUAGAGCCAAAUGUAUCCUUGCCUAUACCAAUUGAUGAUGAUGACAUUAUGACAAUAGGACAAGCAAUAGGUACAUUUGUGGCAUGGCCAAUGAAUUUCAUCCAGAUUAGUAAUGAGGAUUCUACUCAACCAAAAAAGAAAAAGAUGAAUAAUUCAAAUGAAUGUGUCGCACCUAAAAAGAAAUGUCAAGGAAAAAUGACCAUUCAACAUACUCCUCAAAAACUGUUUCAUCCCAAUCUUUCUGAAUGGUGCAAUUACCUCUCUUCAUACAUGAAACUAAAUCCAUCACAGACAUUUUGUCCAGUAGAAAUGGAAAAAAACAUAUUUGGAAUAACUAAUCAUGAAGAAAUCAUUAGUGCAGAAAUUAUUGAAGAAGUUAUAAACUAUGCAUGGCUAGGUGCAACUACAAUUUCUAUAUAUAUCAGGUACCUAUAUCAAAAUUUUGUUAAGUCAAAUGAUAAGGCAUUCUUUUUUUUAUCACCCCAAAUCACAACACAUGAGUUGUCAGUGAAAGACAGAAUGCAAAAAAUAGUCACUCUUUUUCUUGAUAAUGGGGUGAUUGAUAAGUUUGUUCUUGCACCUNUUAAUACCGGGUAAUACCUUAUUUUACAACUUUAUGAACAAUGUAUUAUUUUCAAGGUUAGAUGUACAAAUUCUAAUUUUGUUGAUUCAUUUCAAAUUGUAGCC
Molecule: messenger RNA, 1307 nt
Organism: Vigna radiata var. radiata (mung bean)
Lineage: Eukaryota; Viridiplantae; Streptophyta; Magnoliopsida; Fabales; Fabaceae
Exons: 4
Coding region: 669-1217 (182 amino acids)
Source: RefSeq, a predicted model, not a curated record